This is a messenger RNA of Lytechinus variegatus (green sea urchin), 1635 nucleotides long. Its product is annotated as synaptogenesis protein syg-2-like. Lineage: Eukaryota; Metazoa; Echinodermata; Echinoidea; Temnopleuroida; Toxopneustidae. The record is from RefSeq and is a predicted model, not a curated record. Gene Ontology annotation, cellular component: cell-cell junction. Bases 1 to 1413 code for a protein of 470 amino acids. The transcript has 5 exons. Gene Ontology annotation, biological process: cell-cell adhesion. Gene Ontology annotation, molecular function: cell adhesion molecule binding.
AUGGCAUCUUAUUUGCAGUUCUGCUUCAUCAUUCUCUUGUGCGGAAAAGACUCCCCAUCUGCAACUUCGAUUUCUCUUCAACAACAGACCCUACCAGUCUCCGGAGAAGAUUUUACAAUUGAAUGCAGGUAUCCACCUUCUUCAUAUCCUCGCUCUGCACAGUGGAGACACGAGGACAUCCAGGUUGCUUCUCAAUCGUGCACUUCUACGAGUAGCUGUACAACUACAAUUCAUAAUCCAACAAAGUACAAGUUAAAGGGAAAUGACCACAGCUCAUCGCUUACAAUAAUCAAUUUGACAGCUGGUGACAAUGGGAGAUACGCAUGCGAUUUUAUAAACAAAAGUGGAAUAUGGUCGGCUGAUGAGACAAUACAAGUACUAGAUCCAGUUCCACCAUCAAGGGUCUUUGUGUCUGAUACGCAAUCGGUCUGGCAAUACUCGAACAACGCCAAUAUAAGUGUAACUCCUGGAUUGCCGUACAACAUCAUCUGUGGUGCAAAUACGGCGAGGCCUGCUGUAGUACUGGAAUGGCUAAUACCAGAGGACGUGGCCGUUGUUCAUCAGGAUCAGUCUGAUGACAUUCGAGACGGGUCUUACAUCUCCCGGAAAUCUUUGACAGUUUCACCUUCCAGAGAAGAUCAUGGAAAGAUUCUUAUCUGCAUUGCAUCACACCCAGAACUACAGAAAAAUAUUAGACGCUCCAUUAGUCUGAAUGUUCAUGUUCUGCCGACCAGUGUGCUGCUCUUUCUAACUGGAGGUAACCAGUCACAAUCAACAGUCCUAUACGUUCAAGAAGAUUCACCGACUUCAAUCACUUGUAAAAGUAUAGGGUCAUUCCCAGCAACAGAGCUAUUGCUUGCGUUAGUCGGUGACUCUUACAGGACUCGGAUCCAUGCAAAUUCCUCAAGCAAUAUGAGUGUUCUAGACGGCAUUUUGUUUGACACUGAAAUUACCAUAGCCAUAAGACCAGAUGCCGCGAACCAUGGAAUGAACAUUGUAUGUUCUUCGCAUAUGGAAGACGCCUUCUUUUUAAAAGUACUGACAGCUAGACUAGUUGUUUACGGGUUACCGGUCGAUGUCACAAUAUCUUUCCCAGGUGACAUGUUUGAAGGUGCAGAGACCAACAUAACCUGUAGAGCUCCUAAUGGAUACCCAGCUCCUCUCAUCCACUGGUACAUUGGAUCAAGAAACCUGACAGAUAAUUCAUCACUGGAGACGUCAUUGAAUGCAGCUGAUCGAUAUGAUGCUGAAAGCACUCUCACUUUCAUACCGACGAGGUUUGAUCAUAGGAAACGUCUUCUCUGUCAGGCACUUCAACCUAAUACAACAUCUACUGCGGUGUCCAAGAAUAAUAGCACGGUUCUGAACAUAUCAAGUCAGCACAGAGGGGCGAUGUCAGUAAUGAAACAAUAAAUCUGGUGGACUAUUCAGAGAUUGCAAUAAUUACAAAACGGGUAAAUGAAAUAAUAAUCGUAACGAUACAACAGUUGAAAUGAACAAUGCUUUAUAGCUAUUUUAUACACGCUUUAUCAUGACCAUACGCAUAUUUUGUUCAAAGAAGGUUGGCAGUGAGCGAGCAAAGCGGCCAAGCUUCUCACGGGACAUGUUUUAAAUUUCGCGCACACUUUUGAUAAA